UGAGCGGACGCCGAGGCCACCUGAUCCCAUCCAAGCGCAGCCAGGCAAUCGACCCAGCGCUCUGUGCUCAAGGCCCCAGUGCCCUCGGACCCCUGGGGAUUUCGGAACUAGAGGCUAAAGGGAGCGGGAAGCUACCCCUCAACCGGGUUGGAGGCCGAGCCCACGCGUGCGGUCAGACCUGCUAGGACCUGGAGCCCAUCUCUGCCUUCCGCAAACUCGUCUGCCUGCUUCUCCUGCCAGGCUUCUCAGGAACCCUGGCCCUGCUACCAGAGCCCCAGGAGCCCCCAUGAGUUCUGGUGAAGGGAGUCCUGGAUAGCAAGGCCCUGGGUGGACCGGGGUGGGUGCUCCACCAUGCCACCCAUUUUCCAACGCCUGCAGCAGGCCACCAAGAUGAUGAGCCGCAGGAAAAUCCUGCUGUUGGUGCUGGGGUGCAGCACUAUAAGCCUCCUCAUCCACCAGGGGGCACAGCUCAGCUGGUACCCCAAACUGUUCCCUCUGAGCUGCCCUCCUCUGCGGGAGUCACCACCGCGCCCCAAGCACAUGACAGUGGCCUUCCUUAAGACGCACAAGACAGCAGGCACAACGGUGCAGAAUAUCCUGUUCCGCUUUGCAGAGCGCCACAACCUGACAGUGGCCCUGCCACACCCAAGCUGUGAGCACCAGUUCUGCUACCCACGCAACUUCUCAGCACACUUCGUGCAUCCGGCCACGCGGCCGCCACAAGUCUUAGCCAGCCACCUGCGCUUCGACCGUUCAGAGCUCGAGCGCCUCAUGCCACCAGGCACCAUUUACGUCACCAUCCUGCGCGAGCCAGCAGCCAUGUUUGAGUCACUCUUUAGCUAUUACAACCAGUACUGCCCAGCCUUCCGGCGCGUGCCUAAUGCGUCACUGGAAGCCUUUCUACACGCCCCUGAGGCCUACUACCGUGCGGGUGAGCAUUUCGCCAUGUUUGCACACAAUACCCUGGCCUAUGACCUCGGUGGCGACAACGAGCGCAGCCCACGCGAUGACGCUGCCUACCUGGCGGGCCUCAUCCGCCAGGUGGAGGAGGUCUUCUCACUGGUCAUGAUUGCCGAGUACUUCGACGAAUCGCUAGUACUGCUACGGCGCCUGCUGGCCUGGGACCUGGACGAUGUACUGUACGCCAAACUCAACGCGCGUGCUGCUAGCUCGCGCUUGGCUGCCAUCCCCGCGGCGUUGGCGCGGGCGGCCCGCACCUGGAACGCGCUCGACGCCGGCCUCUACGAUCACUUUAACGCCACCUUCUGGCGCCGCGUGGCGCGCGCCGGCCGCGCGUGCGUGGAGCGCGAGGCGCAGGAGCUGCGGGAUGCUCGCCAGCGCCUGUUGCGCCGCUGCUUCGGCGACAAGCCGGUGCUGAGGCCCGCCGCGCAGAUACGCACCAAACAGCUUCAGCCAUGGCAACCCAGCCGCAAGGUGGACAUCAUGGGCUAUGACCUGCCAGGCGGCGCUGGUGGCGCUGGCCCUGCCACUGAGGCCUGCAUCAAGCUGGCCAUGCCUGAGGUGCAGUAUUCAAACUACCUGCUGCGCAAGCAGAAGCGUCGUGUCAGUGCACGGGCCCGGCCUGAACCUGUCCUGGACAACCCACCCCCAAGACCCAUCAGGUCACUGCCCCGAGGCCCCCAGGGACCCUGAGCACCACCUGCCUGCCGAAUCCCGGCACCUGUCUUGACCUCCCAGGAGGAGGCUCCUUCUAGGUCCUUGCCCCAUCUGGUCCCUUUCUUUCCCAGGGCCUUGAGCCCUACGCCGAAACUGGGGAUGUAUCUCUCCAUCUGAGCCCUCCUCUCCAGACUGGGCCGAGUGCCACCUUCAGGGGUGAUGCUGAUAUGCCUGAGGCCUGGGCCACCCUCUCAUUCCCAGAUGGUUGGUGACUUUAACAAAGGGCCUUCCAAGACUGACCACCCUGCUGUUUUCUGGGGGCUGAGCCCUCCAGCCCACCCCACAGUCUUUUCAAGUAGAUAAAUAUAAGAGCCAGAGAAAGGUACCCUGGGAGAACCCUGGGAAAAGGCGGUGCUUCCUGACAGAGUUGUGGAGCUCUCACUCUUUCCAGGGUUGUAGAAUCCCAUACUGUCUGUCUUCCAGGUUCUACCCUAUCCACAGACUAAGCUGCUCCCAGACUCCUAGAACCAAGAGUUCUUGGGUUGGGCUUUUUGUUUGGUUUUCCUAUUUUUAA
This is a messenger RNA of Octodon degus (degu), 2191 nucleotides long. RefSeq names its product galactose-3-O-sulfotransferase 3 (gene Gal3st3). The record is from RefSeq and is a predicted model, not a curated record. NCBI's taxonomy places the organism in Eukaryota, Metazoa, Chordata, Mammalia, Rodentia, Octodontidae. Gene Ontology annotation, cellular component: membrane. The transcript has 3 exons. Gene Ontology annotation, molecular function: galactosylceramide sulfotransferase activity. The coding region runs from base 352 to 1653 and encodes 433 amino acids. Gene Ontology annotation, biological process: glycolipid biosynthetic process.